Messenger RNA from Liolophura sinensis, 2140 nucleotides. Its product is annotated as eukaryotic translation initiation factor 3 subunit L-like. The record is from RefSeq and is a predicted model, not a curated record. The transcript has 18 exons. Gene Ontology annotation, cellular component: eukaryotic translation initiation factor 3 complex; cytoplasm. Gene Ontology annotation, molecular function: translation initiation factor activity; protein binding. The coding region runs from base 36 to 1670 and encodes 544 amino acids. NCBI's taxonomy places the organism in Eukaryota, Metazoa, Mollusca, Polyplacophora, Chitonida, Chitonidae. Gene Ontology annotation, biological process: translational initiation.
ACUCGCUGGCCAUAUUGAAAAGAUCAAGAGGAAGCAUGUGGGCUGAAGAAUUACCUGAAGAUGUGUCUUAUGACUCAUAUGGAUAUUAUCCACCAAGUGAUUAUGAUCGCCCUGGAAAAUCUCACACAGGUGACCCCCGCCAAGACUUGGAGUACGAGCGUCAGUAUCAGCAACAGACGUACAUCGUACCUGAGGUCAUCAAGAACUUCCUGACCUACUUCCAGAAAUGCAUCAAAGAGCAGAACCUGUUUGAGAUCCAGCACUCAUAUGAGAAUGGGUUUAACAAGUUGACAGACAGGUUCUUCAAAAACACCCCUUGGCCUGAUGCCUCUGUUAUUGCGUCUAUUGUUGGGAAUGAUUACAUCUUUUUGAUUCUGUACAAGGAACUGUUUUAUCGUCACAUCUACGCCAGGGUGCCAGGUGGGCCCACCCAGGACCAGAGAUUUGAGUCGUACUACAACUACUGUAAUCUCUUCAACUACAUUCUGAAUGCUGAAGGCCCUGUCCCCUUGGAACUGCCCAAUCAGUGGCUGUGGGACAUCAUUGACGAGUUUAUCUACCAGUUUCAGUCAUUUAGCCUGUAUAGGUCAAAGGUCACCAAGAAGACAGACGAUGACAUGGAUCACCUGAGAAGAAACCCCAAGAUUUGGAAUGUUCACAGUGUUCUCAAUGUUUUACAUUCAUUGGUGGAGAAAUCAAACAUCAACAGGCAGUUGGAAGUCUUCUCUAGUGGAGGUGACCCGGACAGCGUUUCUGGGGAAUUUGGUCAGCAGUCGCUCUAUAAGAUGCUGGGGUACUUCAGUCUGAUUGGUCUGCUGCGUCUUCACUCUCUGCUGGGAGAUUAUUAUCAGGCUCUGAAAGUCCUUGAGAGUAUCGACUUCAACAAGAAGAACAUGUACUCGCGUGUUCCUGCCUGCCAGAUCACCACUUUCUAUUAUGUGGGCUUUGCCUAUCUGAUGAUGAGACGAUACCAGGAUGCUAUCCGUACCUUCUCUAAUGUACUGCUCUAUAUACAGAGAACCAAACAGAUGUUCCAGAACAGGGCCUCUCUCUAUGACCAAAUCUCCAAGAUGAAUGACAAGAUGUACACCCUGCUGGCCAUAAGCCUAGUACUGCACCCCAUGAGGAUUGAUGAGAGUGUCCACUCACAGCUCCGCGAGAAGUUUGCUGACCGCAUGCUGCGAAUGCAGAAAGGGGAUAUGGGGGAAUUUGAGACAAGCUUUUCAUUUGCCUGUCCUAAAUUCCUCUCACCAGUGCCACCAAACUAUGAUCAAAUGACGCCAACCUUCCACAAGGAGCCGUUUCUUCUCCAGCUUAAGGUGUUUCUACAGGAAGUGACUCAGCAGAUUCUCCUGCCUACAAUCAGAAGUUAUCUGAAGCUAUACACAACACUACCCAUGUCCAAGUUGGCAACCUUCAUGGACCUGACAGACGAAGAGUUACAGACAAACCUGAUGUGUUUUAAGCACAAAAUGAAGAAUGUUGUGUGGACAAAGGGUACCAGUGGAUUGGAGGGAGAGUUUCAGUCUGCCUCAGAAGUGGAUUUCUACAUAGACAAGGACAUGAUCCAUAUAGCAGACACCAAGGUGGCCAGACGUUAUGGGGACUUCUUCAUCAGACAAAUACACAAGUUUGAAGAGAUUACCCAUAACUUGAAACAAGUGCAGUGAGUGGGGGGAUGUUACAUUAGUGACAGAAGAAAACGAAGUGGAUUGUUGACCAAUAAUUAGGAAAUAAAUGUCUAUUACUAAGAGCUCGUCGGUAUGCACGUGAUUACCUUCUCUCAAUAAACAAAAUUGUCACCAUGCAAUUGUUUUGAACCCGUUUUAUCGGUCUCCAUACAGUGUGUGUGAAAUGCUCAUAUGGGACAGACCAUGUAGCACGCUUCAUCUACUCUUUUAAGGCCACAACGGAGAAAUAGCCUAAAUGUUAAGUUUUUUAGCACAGUAAUUUGGAAUGAUACCAGUAUCCUUGUAAGAUGGUGUAGCUGUUCGGCUCCUCAUACUUGUUUGAUCCUGUUCAAAAUUGUUUGGGACAAUACACAGAUGUGCAGGUCUUUUCGUUUUAUUCCCUGGGCUAUUUUUCAGUUGUCCUGGGCCUCUCUGGCUUAGAUGGUUAAUAAAAGUUCCUGCCUACUGUG